Messenger RNA from Cannabis sativa, 462 nucleotides. RefSeq lists its product as uncharacterized. The transcript has a single exon. The coding region runs from base 142 to 324 and encodes 60 amino acids. The record is from RefSeq and is a predicted model, not a curated record. Lineage: Eukaryota; Viridiplantae; Streptophyta; Magnoliopsida; Rosales; Cannabaceae.
AAAGAUAAGACCUUUUUCACAAAAAAAAAAGGACUCAUUUUGAAGAGUCUCGUGGGAAAGAAGUCAAUCGAAAUCGAUAGAAAGAAAGAAAGAAAGCGCAGAGAUCAGAGAUCAGAUUCAGAGAUUGAAGAAGAAGAAGAAAUGGGUAUUAUAAAGAGUGCCUUUACGUUCAUGUCGGCGACUGUAUUCGGAAUAUACAUAGCUCAAAACUACAACGUCCCCAACAUCAAGAAACUCUCAGACACUGCUCUCUUAUUCGCCAAACACAUCGAAGAAAAUUACCGAAAGCCCAAGAACAAAACAGACGACUACGAAGACAAUUAGUUUUCUUUUUUCCAUUUUGUAAUCUAAAGUUAUUGUCUUUUUUAUUUUUUCUGUUAAAGGGUAUAAAAACCCCAAUUCAAUUUCAUAUUUUGUUCCAAAUGCAAAGUUAGAAACUUUAAAUGUAUACACAUUUUUGUC